This is a messenger RNA of Morchella importuna, 1473 nucleotides long. RefSeq lists its product as uncharacterized. Gene Ontology annotation, cellular component: delta DNA polymerase complex. The coding region runs from base 1 to 1473 and encodes 490 amino acids. NCBI's taxonomy places the organism in Eukaryota, Fungi, Ascomycota, Pezizomycetes, Pezizales, Morchellaceae. The transcript is spliced from 3 exons. The record is from RefSeq and is a predicted model, not a curated record. Gene Ontology annotation, molecular function: DNA binding. Gene Ontology annotation, biological process: DNA replication; DNA strand elongation involved in DNA replication.
AUGGCUUCAUCAUCAGGGCCUUCAGAGGGCGCAAUUGACGCUCUGAUGCGUGCUCCCGACUCCGAGCGGGAAUACACCACCCCGCACCGCCUGCAAAGCACCCACACCCCCAACCCGCGCUUCACCAUUUCCACGCGCACCUACCAGCAGCAAUUCUCCACCAUGUAUUUCCUGCGCCUCGCCUCUCUCAAACCGCACGUCGACGCCCUCGCGCACAGCGCCUGGGGCGACACCACGAUCGCGGGCGAAGCCGUGCAGCACUGCGACCGCGUGCUCGACGUGCGCCAGGGCGAGCUGUGCUGGGUGUCCGGCACCGUCUACAUGGACAUGGGGCUGAAGCCCAACAUCCUCGACGACAUCACAAAGGACCACUGGAUCGCCGCGCCGCCGCCGCGCGCAAAGUACACCACCCCCGGCGCGGACCGCAUCAUGCUUGAGGACGAGAGCGGGCGGCUGAGCCUGGUUGGCGGCGUGCUGGGGACGAUGCAUCUGGUGACGGGGUGUGUGGUUGCCGUGAUGGGCAGCGAGACGGGGGAUGGCGACUUUGAGGUGCUAGAUGUCAUUAUUCCGAACUUGCCGCCGCAGGGGCCGGUGGCGGAGGAGGAGGAGGAGGAGGAGGGGAAAGGGAAGAGCAAGGGCAAGGGGAAAGAGGAGGGGAAGGGGAAGGGGAAAGGCAAGGUCGUCCUCUGCAGCGGCCUCUCCUUCCGCGGCGGCCUCCGAGAAAGCUUCACCACCGACCUCCUCAGCGAAUACCUCCUCGGCGAGCUCGGCACCCCCACCGAGCAAGCCCACACCGCCACCAUCAUCCGCCUCAUCCUCGCCGGCAACUCGCUCGGCGCGCCGCUCUCCGUCCCCGUCCCCGCCGGCGAAGAAAAGGCCAAAAAAUACGGCUACGACGCAUCCGCAUACAACGCCUCGCCCGCGCUCGCGCUCGACAGCUUCCUGGCGCAGCUGCUGCCGUCGCUGCACGUCACCGUCAUGCCCGGCGAGACGGACCCGGCCAACGUGUCGAUGCCGCAGCAGCCGCUGCAUCCCGCCAUCUUUGGCGAGGCGAAGGCGUAUGGCGGGAGCACGUUUGAGCGCGCGACGAACCCGUGGACGGCGGAGGUGGGCGGGGUGGGCUUGUUGGGGACCAGUGGGCAGCCGCUGGAUGAUGUGUAUAAGUAUGUGGAGGGGGAGGACCGCCUGGCGAUGGCGGAGCGGCUGUUGAGGUGGAGGGUGGUGGCGCCGACGGCGCCCGAUACGUUGUGGUCGUAUCCGUUUAACGACCAGGACCAGUUUGUAAUCGAGGAGUGUCCGCACGUGUUCUUUGUCGGGAACCAGGACAAGUUUGAGACCAGCCUUGUCGAGGGCGCCGAGGGCCAGCGGUGCAGAGUCGUCUUGGUGCCGAGGUUUUCAGAGACGGGGGAGGUCGUCGUGGUGGAUCUGGAGACGCUGGAGGUCGAGGUCGUCAAGUUCCAGCUUAGGGAGUAG